This is a messenger RNA of Poecilia latipinna (sailfin molly), 5420 nucleotides long. It is a transcript of the gene nr2c2, whose product is annotated as nuclear receptor subfamily 2, group C, member 2. Lineage: Eukaryota; Metazoa; Chordata; Actinopteri; Cyprinodontiformes; Poeciliidae. The record is from RefSeq and is a predicted model, not a curated record. Bases 622 to 2637 code for a protein of 671 amino acids. Gene Ontology annotation, biological process: regulation of DNA-templated transcription. The transcript is spliced from 14 exons. Gene Ontology annotation, molecular function: zinc ion binding; DNA-binding transcription factor activity; sequence-specific DNA binding.
UAAAGCCCUAUGAAGAAGCAGCGCUGGGUCACAAAACAGCAGCUAGCUGCUUAGCUUCCUGUCCGGCUGCGGGUGCUUUACCUCCGGGGAUGAACAGAAACAAACUGCGCGCAGUCUGGCUGUCGGCACAGACACUUUAGCUGAUUAUUAACUAAUGACAACGCUGUUGAUUUGUUGUGCUCCCUGCAUUGUGAAUCUCAGAGGCAGACCCCGCUAGUUGCUGCUCCAUAGCCUACCAUAGGUUUAUAUGCAUCUAAGCUAGCAGCGGCAGCUAACACCGGAUGAACUCGACCCUUUUACCUUUGCCAUCCAGCUGACACGAGUGGAUGGAAAUGUCUGUCAGAGAUUUAUUUGGAAAAGCUGAUUUUUUUUUUUUGCAUCUCCAAUCAGAAUAUUAGAUGUCACCCACUCCACUGCCUAUUAAGAAAAUCGUUUCAUUAUACCAAUUAUCAUAACGUCUGCGGUUAUAUUGGCCAAACGCCAGAUUCUCCAUUUUGUUCUGUUUUGUGUUUGGAGUGAAGUUACUGAUGGACAAACUGUUCAGCCAAUCUGUAAACAACAUGAAGCCUCACGCUCCUCCCGGUGGACUACUGCAGACCUCACUAAUGACUCCACGUGAUCAUGGCGACCAACCUGAAUCUGCUCUCUCAGCAGAAAUCAGACUCUGAGCAUGAGGCAGAGGGGUCAUGCUCUCCAUCAGAUCCAGUGAUGGGUGAGUCUCCCCAGCGCUUCCGGGUCAUCUCUGCAGAGCCUGCCACAACACCACAGCAAAUACAGAUUGUAACCGACCAGCAGACGUGUCAGAAGAUCCAGAUUGUGACAGCGAUGAACCCGUCCAGUGCUUCAAAACAGCAGUUCAUCCUGACAACGGCCGACAGCUCAGGGGCGAGCAAGGUUAUCCUGGCCUCACCGGAGACUCACAACUCGAAGCAGGUCAUCUUCACAGCUGCAGACAGCCUGAUGCCGGGAAGGAUACAGAUCGUCACAGAUCCAGUGUCAAUGGAGCGUUUGUUGGGACAGUCAGGAGAUCUAAGUCGAUCUCAGCCAGUGGAAUAUUGCGUGGUGUGUGGCGACAAAGCUUCAGGGCGUCACUAUGGAGCUGUCAGCUGUGAGGGAUGCAAAGGUUUCUUCAAGCGGAGUGUGAGGAAAAAUCUCACCUACAGCUGUCGCAGUAAGCAGGACUGUGUCAUCAACAAACAUCACCGCAACCGCUGCCAGUUCUGCCGGCUGAGAAAAUGCCUUAAGAUGGGGAUGAAAACUGAUUCUGUCCAGAGUGAGAGGAAACCCAUCGACGUUGUUCCCCGAGAAAGACACUCCAACUGUGCUGCCUCCACCCAGAAGAUCUACAUCCGCAAGGAUCUCAACAGCCCACUCAUCGCUACGCCAACCUUUAUCUCUGAUACGGAUACAGAUGGUUCCAGAUCCAGCCUGCUGGACCAGGGAAUGCUGGUUAAUAUCCAGCAGCCGGUUAUUCAGGCUGAUGGGACGUUGCUGUUGGCAACAGACUCCAAGAUGGAUUCUGAGCAUGGAAACCUGGGGACGCUCGCCAAUGUUGUGACAUCGCUUGCCAACCUGAGCGACUCCCUGAAAGAGAGCCUGAACAAUGGUGAUACCUCCGACAGCCAGCAGGAGGAGCAGGCUGCAAGCGAGAUUACACGUGCCUUUGACACUCUGGCCAAAGUCUUCAACCCACCUGAAGCAGGGGCAGAACAGAACCUGGCUGAGAAGUCGCAGUGUGUCAGUGGGACUACCAUCCAGCUGAUUGGACGGGACCAAGAGACGCCCAUCAUCGAGGUGGAGGGACCGCUGCUCACCGACAGCCAUGUUGGUUUCAAGCUGACCAUGCCCAGCCCCAUGCCCGAGUAUCUGAAUGUACACUACAUCUGUGAGUCGGCGUCCAGACUCCUCUUCCUCUCCAUGCACUGGGCACGCUCCAUUCCUGCCUUCUCAGCACUUGGGUGGGGGAGAAAAAGAAAUCUGCGCCACAAAAGUUUCCCUGUCAACUAUCCCUGUCAUGUUGCAAUGCUGCCACCUCCUGUUUGCUUGUGGUAUGUCUUACAUGUUUAUGCAUUUCCCAGUCAGGAGGCAAACACAAGCUUGGUGCGAGCUUGCUGGAACGAGCUGUUCAUCCUGGGUCUUGCUCAGUGCGCUCACGUGAUGAACCUGUCAACCAUCCUCGCUGCCAUCAUCAACCAUCUGCAAAGCAGCGUCCAGGACGACAAACUUUCUGGAGAGAGGGUGAAGCAGGUGAUGGAGCACAUCUGGAAGUUCCAGGAGUUUUGUAACAGCAUGACACGGCUGGAGACCGACAGCUACGAAUACGCCUACCUAAAGGCUAUCGUGUUAUUCAGUCCUGAUCACCCAGGUGUGGAGAGCAGCGGCCAGGUUGAGAAGUUCCAAGAGAAAGCCCUCAUGGAGCUGCAAGACUAUGUGCAAAAAACAUAUCCUGAAGACACAUACAGACUAACGCGCAUCCUGACACGUCUGCCUGCCCUUCGUCUAAUGAACUCAAGUAUCACAGAGGAACUCUUCUUCACUGGCUUGAUAGGCAACGUCUCUAUUGACAGCAUCAUUCCCUACAUCCUCAAGAUGGAGACGGCGGAGUACAACAGCCAGGACUCGGACUCGACAGAAUGACAACACACCAAGGACCUAAAAAGUGUCAGUUAAGUUUGUAAAUCUCAUUUUUCAGGUACAUGGUCUCUAGAGGGCUGUAGGUGAACUACAAAUCUUUGUUUUCUAACAUUACUUGCCGGAUUUGGCAUAACAUGGCAUUGGAAAACCAGGAUGACCAGGAAUGUUUUCUGCACUUCAUGCUGUGAGUCGCUCAUAACUACAUGGGAAAAAAAAAAAAUCAGUCAGCUGUAACUUCUCGACUGUCUCUUUUAAUAUUUUCUUCACAUUUCAUUGAGCACUUUGAUCCUCAUUGUCAAAUGUUUAAAUAAGCCUUAUAUUCUAUGAUGUUGAUCAAAUACAUGUAAUAUCGAGUACUAGCCUUCGAUUCCAAAACGUCAAAUAAAAUACCAAACACAGCCUGAAAUGUAAACAUCAGAUUAUGUAAACCUACAGGAGGAUCAUAUUGUUUUGGUUUUUUCUGCAGUCGGUACGUUUCAUGUUUGUGGCAAAGGUUUCAGACUCAAACACAGACGUCUCUAAUAGCCAAGAAAUUUAAAAUCACUUUCACAUCAAAAUACAUAUAAACUGGCUUUGUAUGUUUGUUUUUUAUUUCGUUGAUGUUUUUGUCCAAGUAUUUUAACAAAAGCUAAUUAACAAGCCUCACAAUUGUUACGUAUAAUCUAAAUGGAGGCCUUUUAACUUAUUUUGUUUAUUUUACGACACUUACACCCAGAUCAGCCAUGUUCAUACCGUUGGCCUGAACUAUGAAGUAGGUUUAUCAAGGUAAAUUUAGUUUCAGGUUCAGUUUAAGAUGAAGCUAAUUCACUUCUGACCUGGAUCUAUCACCAUGGUAACUCCUAGAAGACACUCGGGCAGCAUAAUAUUAGAAAAACAGAAAAUAAAGUGAUAUUAUUGCUGUACCCUGAGAAAAAUUGUAGCUGUUAUGAUUAACCCUUAUUCCUUUAAUUAUUCUCAUUGUUUUUCCAUCAUUGCAGUAUAAGUACAAUUAUGCUUUGAUCAUUUGAAUAUGAGAUCGAAAUGUACACUAAUCUUCACAUUCCCAGCAAUUGUUUUGGGAUUUUUUUUCAGGUGCUAUCAUCGGUAUCUGCCAACAUUAGUAAUUUGAUCAGCAUUGAUCUGAUUAAAAACAAAAAAACAAAAAAAAAAAACAAAUGGCAACAAGAUUUAUUUUCAUCUUGUUGCCAUUUGUUUCUGGAGGAGGAGGGGAGGAACUGUGUUUGUGACAGUGAUGCCGAUGCAGCGCAGGAUUGCGAUGAGUUUACCUGAAGCAGAGAAGCUCUGGUGAAGUCAGCGGUGUGGCUGUUUUUUUCAAGGCGUCGAAAGGAAUUUUGAUAUUAGCUCAUAUGUUCAUAUCAGUGCCCCCCUUUUUUUUUUUUUUUUUUUUUUUUUGCCAGCUUCCUUCCUUUCUUCGUCUUUUCUUCUUUAAUUACCGCUCCAUCUGUUUUAUAUUAACACUCUUGCAUCCUGCAUCACUCUGGCCUGCCGAGUUGAUAAUGAGCUUCCUACUCACAGAGAUGUAAUCUUCAAAUCUAUUUUUUAGUUAAACUGGUCCUCUAAGAGAAAAUGUGUUUGAACCAGCUUCCUAGCAGAAGGCCUUGGUCUGAGCAGUGCUGUUGUCUUUUAUUACCAUAAAGGACAUUUCUUGGUGUAUUUGAAUGUGGAUGCAUUUAUUAAGGUACACUGCUUUUAAAAUCUGUGCAAUCUCCUCCUCCACUUUUUUUCCUUAUUGACAAUCAGUUAUGUUUUGUCCUUCUGUCCCAUCAGUGUUACAGCUCUGUAGACACACACGUCUAUCUUUGUCUUCAAUCAAUUGAGAAUGUUUUAAAGACGAUUAUUUAAAAGCUUUGGGUUUAAAACUCGUUCUAAUGUGUAGCUAUGCUACACUUUAUGUCUCCAUUGGUAUUUUGUUGCACAUUAAUCAGCUUCUGUGGUGUUCCACUGCAUUUGGGCUGACUAAAGCUGUAUAUUUUGUAUGUUUUUUGAAAACAUUCAUUUGUUUUGAACAAAUUUGCUUGUUGCAUACUAAGUGUACUUAAAGUACUUUUUGGGCAGGUAUCCCUGAUUGAAAAACAAUGAGAUUCUGUGGAAAGCCAGCCUUGAAUGCAUUCAUGUCUUGAGGACAGCAUUGAGAUAUGCAUUGGCUUUACCCUCUUGUAUAUAUGUUUAAAUAAACAUCCACAGCAACAUGAAUGGUAACGGGGAUGUACAUAAGUCAGCCAGGUUUGUGUCUCAUGAACAUCAAUUGUAAUGUUUUGGUUUUAAACCUGAAAAGACUCUUUCUAAAAAGGCACUGGUGAUGAAAUGACGACAUUUGUACAUGUAAUGGACAUUAAAAUGAGCGCAUGUUGUUUUUAAACAGGGUUUUAUAAUCUUUCUGUGAGCCCUAAUAAGGAGCAUUGUUGUCAUUUUUAUAGUGCAUUGCCAUGCAUGAAGAAAUUGCUUAAGCACAUAUUAAUAAAUGCAGUAUGUGAAAUAUUGAUUUAAAUGUUGUGGCUUUAGCAGCUAUUCCAGAUGCAUAGAUCAUCCUCUUUUGUGGUAUCAUUUGGUUAACAUUUUUUGAUACUAUGUGAAUCUACUCUGUUCUUUUUUCUGUCUCCAAAAGUUUGAAUGGUGAAUUUUAAACAUUUAUUUCCCAAGAUGGUUACAACCCUACAUUUCUACCUCAGUGAUAUAAAUCAAAUGUAUUAAGAACUGAACUCUUGUUUCUGCAUUCCAGUAGGAGGCUAGCUUCUCUGAAGCAAUGCCUCUUAUUUCAACUAAAAUAAACAUCUAUUCAUUUAAUG